Polypterus senegalus (gray bichir) is the source of this 1715-nucleotide messenger RNA. RefSeq names its product retinoid-binding protein 7-like. The record is from RefSeq and is a predicted model, not a curated record. The coding region runs from base 22 to 1086 and encodes 354 amino acids. Gene Ontology annotation, cellular component: cytosol; nucleus. The transcript has 5 exons. Gene Ontology annotation, molecular function: nicotinate-nucleotide adenylyltransferase activity; nicotinamide-nucleotide adenylyltransferase activity; fatty acid binding. NCBI's taxonomy places the organism in Eukaryota, Metazoa, Chordata, Cladistia, Polypteriformes, Polypteridae. Gene Ontology annotation, biological process: fatty acid transport; NAD+ biosynthetic process.
ACUCGCCUGCUCCCUCCCCUCAUGUACGUCUGUCUACGGCCUCUCGGAAUUUUGCUCUACUCCCGCUUUGGUGGGAAAUCAUGCGUAGUCACCAGAAAACGAAUUGAGAGACACACAUCGAUUGUUACAAAUGAUCGUUUAUUUUGGGCUAACAAAGAAAACACUGCAGUAGCGACAAGUGUUGAACAGGCGCACCAGCUUUUGGGAUCGCCCGACCUGUGUUACUGGAAACCCAGAUCAUCUUGUUUGAACGACAUGGACAAGUCAGACACAAGAACUUCUGUUGUACUUCUGGCCUGUGGCUCCUUCAAUCCAAUUACCAACAUGCACCUGAGACUGUUUGAACUGGCUCGUGAUUAUCUGCAUGAAACUGGUAAAUAUAAAGUCACUAAAGGCAUAAUUUCCCCAGUUGGUGACGGAUAUAAGAAGAAAGGCCUGAUUGAUGCUUGCCACCGAGUUGAAAUGGCCAAACUAGCCUGUGCAUCUUCUGACUGGGUGACAGUUGAUUCCUGGGAGAGUCAGCAAAAGGAGUGGCUGGAGACUGUUAAAGUCAUUAGGUACCACCAUGAACGCCUAUUUAGUAUUGGUAACCAUGAAGAGGGAAAUCACAAUGUGAAAAAAAACAGAAAAAGGAAGCUGCCAUUGAAUGAAAGUCCUGACUCUAUUAAAACGUCCUCAAAUGAACACAAAGGGGCUCCAGAACUAAAGCUUCUGUGUGGUGCUGAUCUCUUGGAAUCAUUUGGCAUCCCUAACCUCUGGAAAGAGAAAGAUAUUAUGGAAAUUGUGGGAAAACACGGUGUGAUCUGCAUCACCCGAGCCGGUUGCAAUGUUCAAAAUUUCAUCUACCAGUCAGAUAUCCUCUGGACACACAGGAACAAUAUCCAUCUUGUGACUGAGUGGAUACCCAAUGAAAUCUCUGCUACAAAGGUCAGGCAGGCACUGAGGCGAGGACAAAGUGUUCGCUAUCUGCUGCCAGAUUCUGUAAUCAAGUACAUUGAAAAAUAUGAGCUAUACAACUUGGAAAGCGAGGAGAAGAAUGCCAAUGCUGUGCUGGAACCCUUAAAGAGAAACACCCCCAAGAGUUAACACGUCGACCUUUGGUGGGUCUAGCUGUAGGCCGACAUGUACUUUAUGGUAUUUUUUUCUUGAAUUUUUACACACUGCACCUAUGCAAUAGCGUAGCACUGAGGUUUUCCACAAUGGGUAGCUUUGAAAAAGAAAAGAAGAAACAAACCAACUGAUAUGCCAUCAGUUGCAUUUCAUCGAAUUAGAGUGAGGUGAGAGACUGCAUUUUUUCAGUGACCUCAAUUUUUCAGUAAAAGUUUUUUUUUUUUUUUUUACCUAGAAUAAUGCCAAAUGUAUAUUUGAAGCCAUGAAAUUUGUAACAGUUUUGGUAGAAAAAUGUAUGUAAUUCAUUUUGCAUCUUUCUAAAACAAUAAUAGUUUUAUAAAUUAUAUAUACAUGCUGGCUCAGACCUUUUACAAGAACAUACUGAAAAAGAUUUUAGCUUAAAGUAAAAAAGUGAGUUUAGUUUAGAGAUAUAUUAGAGAGGGGAAACAGCUUUGUUCUGGGAAUGGAUCCACACUUUAGAAAAUGCAAAUACUGGGUUGUGCAACAUGGACCUUUGCAACUAUUUAGCAAAUACAAACUUAAGCAAUACUUGCUGGUGUGUGGGGGUGGUUCUCUGCAAAAUAAAUUAAUAUUUGCAUCAUCAA